AUGCCACAGCGGCAUCGAAAAACAGCCGCUUGUAAUGAUCGUCACCACACAGUCCAUGCUCCCACUACUGGCCUGAUUGCCGCUAUUGACGGAGUUCUCACUGAGAUGGACCUCUCUAGGCCCGGGAGACUGCGUCCCAGCCCUGACAUUGCGAGACUAGUCAUAACAGAAAAUAGUCAUGCCAUUACUGGCGCCAAGAGUCGUGGAAAUUGUGUUGGCAGUAACAGUGGCGGUAGCAGCAACAGACGUUUCAACGAACAGGCUCUGCAUCGUGAAAGAAGGGUUAAGAAUUACUUAGAGGAGGAUGGCGAGGGUUGUGCGACAUCCGCAGAUGGUGCUGAAGUUCAAAGUGAGCGUGGCCAGCUAAUUGGACAUAGUCUAGAGCCCGUUCGAAGUGGUGGUGACAGUGCUCCGGCGACCUCUUUGGCCAGGCUAGAACGCCCUAAUUUCCAAUCUGUCAUGGUAAGUAUUGUUACCAAGCCAAAUUCAGAAGCUAUUUUUUUCUAA
Molecule: messenger RNA, 507 nt
Organism: Protopolystoma xenopodis
Lineage: Eukaryota; Metazoa; Platyhelminthes; Monogenea; Polystomatidea; Polystomatidae
Source: the annotation of a GenBank genome assembly